AUGGUGCUCCCGCAACCUGUGACAGCCGCUACAGUUGCUCUCACCCUUCUCUUGCUCCCGGGGGUUAUUCCAGCACUGACUGCUCCCCCAUCCGCCAACCUCCCCAUAUCUGGCUUAACUGCUGAAGUUCACAGCGACAACUCAGUCAUCUACUAUGGCAAGGGUGCGAAAGAACCAAUUCUCAUAGGAAAUGAUGCCAGUGCCGUAACUGGCGGCUGGAAGGCCUGGAAUCUUGCCAACAAUGGCACCCGUGGAUUUCUGCCGGAGCAGGCCGUUCAUGUUCACGGACGAACAAAAGUGGUCGGGGUGCUCUAUGAUGUUGGCGACAGGGAUAUUGUCAUUUCAAUUGCGGCCACGGACUCCGUCAUUCGUGUCUUUGAUGCGCAUCAGGCGACGGAGCUCCCUUCGAACCGAAAGGUGAUGUUGGGGGAUUGGUCUGCUCUGUGUCCGUGGCGGAGUCCUAAAAGUGGGACUCGGUUCUUUUAUUUGUUUGGGAAGAAGCAGGCGGUUCAGUUUAUUGUGAGGGAGAAGAAUAAUGCUAUUGACGUUCUUGAGGUCCAAACGUUUGGUAUUCCCGUAGAACCAAAUUCCUGUGCCAUUUCACCAGACGACUCAACAGUCUACUUCGCGGCUGAUGAUGACAAGUCUAUCUACAGCUUCAAAGCCGAGGACUCGACAUCCGCCCCUAAGGUCGACAUGGUAGGAAAAGUAGAGGAUGACAUCAACGGGUUGGCCGUCUACGUAGCCGUUUCUUCUAUUCACUUUCUGAUCGUCAGUGCUAAUACCAUCGGGGUAUACUCACCAAGGCUGGAGCUCCAAGGUUCACUGAAACUCACGGGAUUCGAAGAGCUUGAGGCUAAAGGGUUGUCAAUUUAUCAGAGCAAACAUGCAAACUACCCCGCUGGCCUAGUUGGCUUUGCUCUGAAGUCCAGUGCUGGGCAAUCAUUUGGUGUCAGCUCCUUGGAAUCAGCAUUUGCCGCGUUGGUCCUCGAACCCAACACGAAAUAUGACCCGCGAGCACCUGGAUUCCCGCAUAAAGAAAAUAAGAAGAACGGUUUCGGCAAUACAGAUGGCUCACUCUCUUGUUUCGCUGGAUUUACAGGCAAAGAUUGCUCACAGUUUACGUGCAAGAAUACCUGCUCGGGUCGUGGUCAAUGCGUCGGCCCCAACGUGUGCAAGUGCAAAGAUUCCUGGAGUGGGCCAGACUGUUCGUUUCUUCUUGUGAAUCCCAAGAGUGAAACAGAAGCUAACGGCGGUGACGGAGAUGACCCUGCGAUUUGGAUAUCCAAAAGUUCCCCUGACAAGUCGAGAGUCAUAACUACCAUCAAAUCCACUGAAGGGGCUGGACUGAGCGUAUUUGACCUCAAUGGGAAACACCUUCAACAUAUGAAGGCAGGAAACCCCAAUAAUGUAGACAUCAUAUACAGAUUUAAGGCUGGCAACAGAGAGAUCGAUCUCGCAUACGCAGCUUGCAGGAAGGACAACACAUUGUGCCUCUUCGAAAUUACCCCGGAUGGCCGCCUAGCCGAAAUCCCCGGCGGCAAACAACCAACGGAGCCGGACUACGGCGUCUACGGUUCCUGUGCCUACCGUUCCCGCACAACUGGUAAACAAUAUCUCUUCGUCAACUCCAAAAAAGCCAAAUACCUGCAAUAUGAACUUACCACCUCACCCAAUGGUACCCUAUCCACAACCCUCGUGCGCUCUUUUAGGGGUGGCUCCGGCACCCAAGUCGAAGGCUGCGUUGCAGACGACGACAACGGCCACAUCUUCAUCGGCGAAGAAGCCGCAGGCGUCUGGCGCUAUGAUGCCGAGCCUGACGGGUCCAAUGUCGGCACGGUAGUCGCGCGAGUAGGAGAUGGCACACUCUUCGCGGACGUCGAGGGCCUGGCAAUCGUUCCCGGCAAGAACCCAUCACAAGGUUUCCUAAUCGUCUCCUGUCAGGGGGUUAGCGCAUUAUCCGUCUUCCGCCGUGCGGCGCCGCACGAGCACGUCUUGACGUUCACGGUUGGACCAUCUGGCGACCGGUUGGUUGACGGCGUGACCAAUUCGGAUGGGGUUGCGGUUGUUGGAACGCGGCUGUCGGAUGAGUUCCCGCAUGGAUUGCUUGUUGUGCAUGAUGAUGCGAAUGAGUUGCCGGCGUCGUUGGGCGGUGGGACGGGGGUGUUGGCGAGUUUCAAGUUGGUUAGUUUGAAGGAUGUGUUGGGGAAUAAGGCGUUGGAGGAUUGUGGGCUUUGGGGGCUUUUGGAUGAGGUGGAUGAGAGGUGGGGGUUGGAUAGGGCGCCGCGGAGGGGGUGUAGGAGGGGGUAA
This is a messenger RNA of Paracoccidioides brasiliensis Pb18, 2310 nucleotides long. RefSeq lists its product as uncharacterized. The coding region runs from base 1 to 2310 and encodes 769 amino acids. The transcript is spliced from 3 exons. Gene Ontology annotation, molecular function: inositol hexakisphosphate 3-phosphatase activity. The record is from RefSeq and is a predicted model, not a curated record.